Molecule: messenger RNA, 7278 nt
Organism: Xenopus laevis (African clawed frog)
Lineage: Eukaryota; Metazoa; Chordata; Amphibia; Anura; Pipidae
Gene: adgra2.S
Product: adhesion G protein-coupled receptor A2
Exons: 19
Coding region: 291-4187 (1298 amino acids)
Biological process (GO): positive regulation of canonical Wnt signaling pathway; canonical Wnt signaling pathway; G protein-coupled receptor signaling pathway
Cellular component (GO): Wnt signalosome; plasma membrane; membrane
Molecular function (GO): transmembrane signaling receptor activity; G protein-coupled receptor activity
Source: RefSeq, a predicted model, not a curated record
AGCCCGGACUAUUAGGCGCUCGCCUGCGAUCCGUUAUGUGGCGGCAUCAUAUGGGCAGCGCUGCAGGGACAGCCUAGAAAUGUGCAGGACUGCACCCCUGGCGCACUGUGGGAGCAAGACAUAAGCAAGGGACUUCUUCUGCACAACUUUUCCUCAGCAGUUUGGGAGUUGGGGUUGAGGGUGCUGCAAAGGGCACCCCGAGUUCCUAAGCAGCAGCACCUAUGGCACGUGCGGGGCUCCUGGCUCUGCGCUCUCAGCUCUGGAGCUUGGACUCAUUGUGACAUCACUACAUGCCAGUCAGGAUGGAGGGCACUCGGGCGCCUCGCUGCCAGCUGCUGCUGCUCUUUCUCUGCCUUCUGCCGUGGAACCUGGGCUGCCCGGUACUGAUCCACAGCUGCAAGUGUGUAGGGGAGAGGUCCAAACCCAGUCUGAGUCCGGCCAAUGGCCCCAGGAAGAAAGUGGUUUGUACCAACGAGGAUCUGUCAGAAGUGCCCGACCCUGCCCUGCUGCCCGACAAAACUGUCACCCUAAUUCUGAGCAACAACAAGAUCAGCACAAUACAAAGCAACUCCUUUUAUGGGCUUAAUAUCCUGGAGAAACUGGACCUGAAGAAUAACCUGAUCAGUAGGCUGGAACCUGGCGCUUUCCUGGGGCUCUCGGAGUUAAAGCGGCUAGACUUAUCCAACAACAGAAUUGGUUGUGUAACAGCCACUGCUUUUCAGGGCCUGAGCAGCCUAAAUCGCCUGUCACUUUCAGAAAAUAUCUUCUCAACUUUGAAUUCUGGGGUGUUUGAUGAAGUGCCUUCUUUGAAAGUUGUGGACUUCUCCACUGAACAUCUCACCUGUGACUGCCACCUGCAAUGGAUUGCAUCAUGGGCCAAGAAUGGCACUGCUCAAAUUUCAGACAGGACUGUGUGUGCUUAUCCAAGUGCCCUUAAAAAUCGACCACUAAGGAAUCUAAGAGAAAACCAGCUGACUUGCGAAGGGACGCCUGAGCUUCACACCCACCAGCUUAUCCCGUCCUUACGGCAAGUCGUGUUCCAAGGGGAUCGUUUGCCCAUCCAGUGCACUGCGAGUUAUUUGGGCAACAGAAGCCAAAUCAUCUGGUACCACAAUGGGAAACAGGUGGAAGAGGACAAGGAGAUGGGCAUCAUAUUUGAGGAGACCAUUAUUCAUGACUGUACUUUUAUGACCAGCGAGCUGCUACUCUCCAACAUAUUGCUGUCAGCCAAUGGAGAAUGGGAAUGCAUGGUAUCAACUGAGCAGGGGAAUAUCAGCAAGAAGGUGGAGCUGGUGGUUCUGGAGACCUCUGCAUCAUACUGCCCAGCUGAGAGGGUGUCCAACAACAGAGGAGACUUCAGGUGGCCCCGCACACUGGCUGGUAUCACUUCCUACCAGGCCUGCUUUCAGUCUCCCUUCACCUCCACCUUACUGAAUGGAACAGGCCAAGAGAUAAAAGCUUCCCGUAGAUGUGACCGCUCAGGGCGCUGGGAGGAGGGAGAUUACUCCAAUUGUCUGUAUACAAACGGCAUAACCAGAGUGCUUCACACAUUUGUGCUGAUGCCAGUCAAUGCUUCCAAUGUGCUGACCUUGGCUCACCAGUUGCGGAUGUACACAGCCGAAGCAGCCAACUUUUCUGACAUGAUGGAUGUUAUUUAUGUGGCUCAGAUGAUGGAGAAGUUUGUUGGGUUGGUGGACCAUGUUAGACAGCUGGCGGAUGUGAUGUUGGAGAUGGCCAGCAAUAUGAUGCAGGUAGAUGACCACAUCUUGUGGUUGGCCCAGGUUGAAGACAAGGCAUGCAGCAGCAUUGUCCAGACUGUGGAGAAGAUUGCUGGCAUGACUCUUAGUAGUAACUCCCAGGACCUAUCUGUGAUCACUCGUAACAUAGCUUUGGAAGCAUUCCUCAUCAAACCUGAAAGCUUCAUUGGCCUCGGCUGCACUGCAUUUCAGAGAAGAGAUGGGCAUCGGGGGGGCCACCGACGUGACAAGGACAGGAAGGAGCAGGAAAUAGAAUCACAUGCUGACCUGAGGCUUAAGUUUCGCUGCACGACUGGGCACAUCAAUGUUUCUCUGCACCAUUUCCAUGUUAAGAAUAACCAUGCCUUAGCUGCUGUACAUCUCCCUCCAAGCCUCUUCGCCUCCACCUCCUCUUCCACUUGCAAGCUACAGGUUCUGGCUUUUAGGAAUGGAAAGCUAUUCAGAAGUGUUGGAAACUCAUCUCGGCUCGCUGAAGAUGGAAAGAGGAGGAGUAUUUCCACUCCAGUUAUAUUUGUAGGAACAAGAGGUUGUGGCAACACCAAUUUCACCGAUCCAGUAACAGUCACUCUCCGGCACCUGGUGAUGGGAUCCAACCCGCUUCCUGCCCGAUGGAAUUUUAAAGCCUUGGAAGGAUAUGGAGGAUGGAGCUCUGAAGGAUGCCACCUUCUUUCUGAGCAACCCAACAUAACUAUCAUGCAGUGCCAUCAGCUGAGCAACUUUGCCAUCCUCACUGAGCUGAACACAUUCCCCCAGGAGGCUCGAAAUGGCACUGCAAUUCUUCAUCCAGUCAUCUACUCAUGCACAGCAAUUCUUCUCCUGUGCCUCUUCACUACAAUCAUAACCUACAUUGUAAACCACAGCUCCAUCCAGAUCUCCAGGAAGAGCUGGCACAUGCAACUCAACCUCUGCUUCCACAUAGCAAUGACAUCCGCAGUGUUUGCAGGAGGGAUCACUGUAACUGGAUACAUCAUUGUGUGCCAGACUGUCAGCAUCAUUCUGCAUUAUUCUUCCUUAUCAACGCUGCUGUGGAUGGGUCUAAAGUCCAGAGUAAUCUACAAAGAACUAACUCACAAACCUCAGCCACAGCAAGAAGGAGAGGGCAGCCAGCCUCCACAGAGGCCAAUGCUUAGGUUCUAUUUAAUUGCUGGAGGAAUCCCAUUGAUCAUUUGUGGGAUCACUGCUGCAGUCAACAUAAACAACUACAGGGAUAACAGCCCUUAUUGCUGUUUAGUGUGGAGGCCAAGCCUUGGUGCAUUUUAUGUCCCGGCAGGAUUAAUUCUUCUCGUCACCUGGAUUUACCUGUUGUGCGCUGGAAUAAACUUAAGACGUCAGCCAGCUGAACAAAAAGAUGUGCCAGAGACAAAUGACCCUCAGCAGCAAAGUGGGGGCAUCAGCCAUCUACUGAGUGAUUCAAGUUCAAUAUCAGUCAAUAUUAAUUCAGCAGCUCCUGUGGCAGAGGUGGACAAUGUGUAUUGUUUGGAGGUACAGUUCUGGGCCCUAUUGAUCGUCCAUAUUCUCUACAUCGCACUUUGGGUGUUUGGAGCUUUUGCUGUGUCACAGGGCUGGUACCUCAAUGUCAUUUUCAGUUGUCUUUAUGGGGUGACAGCGGUGGCUCUUGGACUUUUCAUCUUUAUUCAUCACUGUAUACGACGGCGGGAUGUUCAGCAGUCUUGGUUCUCUUGUUGCCCGUCGUACACAGAGGCUUUGCCUAUUGAAGCGUAUGUAAAAACUGGAUCCCCUGUGGAUGACCCACCUCCUGUGUACAAUGGAUGUAAUCCAGAGGUGGAAAAUUCCAUCAAGUCUUCAUCCUCCCCAAGCAACAGCAAUAACUCUAAUACCGGGCCAUGUAAGAUCACAAACCUGCAGGUAGCCCAAAACCAAGCUGAGAGCUGCCCACCAAAACAAGCCAGCUGUGAAGAGAGUGAACCUGCCAACAACAAAAACAUGCCAGUUCCAAGUAGGUACAUGAACAACCUUCAUACUCGCCGCAACCAUAAAAGUAGAAGUAAGCAGUAUCGUGAUGGGAAGCACCAUAGAUUAAAGAUGCUUCGUGGACCCUCGUCUGAUCAGCAUUCCAGCGAGAGUGGGAGUAUUCACAACAGUCACUCUGAAAGCUACCACAGCAAAAACAGCCCAUUAAAUAAUGGCAGACUUGGGGGGACAGAUCAGGAACCAGAAGGGGCAAUAACACACUCCGAAGGGAGUGACAGCAGUGGGCAUCAUGCCAAGGCACAAAGGAAAAGUGCAAGUCGGGAUAACCUGAAACAGGCUAACAGCAUGGAACGGGAGUCCAAACGGCGAUCUUACCCACUCAACACCACUAACCAGAAUGGUGUUCUAAAGGGUAGCAAACAUGACAUUAACUUUACAACAGCGGAAAACACCACAGCCAUGAAAACUGGCCUUUGGAAGAGUGAAACUACAGUGUAGCCUUAGGUGCAGAGAUGUGCCUUAAACAUGAUAUAAAGAAGUGUCUUGACUCCACACAAACGCAUUCCAGGAACUGGGCUCUCCCGCGGCUCAGCUGACUGCAGAUUGCUUGGUGGAGAUGACUGGACUUCUGAUGGAAACACGAGCUGUGCCCAGGUGCCUGUGUUUGGAUAAAGGCAUGCACAGCAAUAGCAUAUGUACAAGUAUACAUACAUGCUUGGGAGCACUGCCCCCUAUAGGAAUACAGUUUAUAGAGGAAUGUCAUUCAAUCAUCACACGUGAAAUCCUUUGUUUUUCUUUUUCAAAGAUGGAUCUGUUACAUCUCUGGUAUAUAAUGAUCACAAACAAAAUACCUCAUUCCAAUCAACUCACUUAUCCUGUGUCUUGCACUCACUGUCAUAUUGAUUCCAUGGUCGUAUGGAGAUGUAUGGUUAAUGAUUUGCGUAUAAGUUAUGGAGGUCCAUUUCAACAGAAUACAUGUUUCUACCCUAAACUAAGAAGGCAAUGGUGGGUCAUUUUCUCAAACCGUUAUUAAACCUGCCUUAUUAGAAACGUUUCUGGUUUAUAUUCCUACUGUGCACUUUCAAAGGAAUAACCUUGAGGGGAACUCUAGGAUGCUCUGAAUAUCCCUGUCUGAGUUAACUCUUGCACCUUUACCCACAAUUCUUUAUACAGUUUCUGAAAUCUAAUUUCAAAAUUCAUCAACUUGCCAAAUAGUUUAACAAACACUGGGUUCAGGCGUAGCUACGAGAAAAUGGACUGCUUCGGUGUCAUUAAAAAGAAACAAAAGUACAGGUAGGACUGUUAAAAGCAGACCUGUUUGCCCAUAGAUAAUCCUGUUUCUAAAACAAUGGGCAAGUAAAUCCACGAAGGACAAUCAAUUUAAACAUUCAAAUAUUUGUAAAUCAUUUUUGCAUGUUAUGUUUUUUUGUUAUAUAAAGCAGAGGAGAAUGUUUAUUUUUCAAAUAUAGAACUAUAUUGUGUAUAAUAUAUAUAUAUAUAUAUAUAUAUAUAUACACACACAAGAUCCAUUUUUUCCCAGAACUCUAUAUUUCCAUAUCAUUAUAAAAUUUUAGCAUUUUUCCACUCUCAAAAACGGUCAGGUUAAAUAUAUAAAAACGAUAUGCUAUGGUCUGUUUCCUCUAGAAUUGCCAAGGGAUAUGUAAACUGUUAUUUCAGCCCAUGUAAAAGUGCCUUCAAAAAUCUAUGGUAAACCAAAGAACUAGAGUUACAGAAUUAUGGAAGUUGCGACACUCAAUUUUCGCUUUCCCUCUUCAUUAGUGUUCCGCUGUUUGUGUCGUAUCCAUGGAUUGCAAAAUUGAUCUCCGAGCUUCUAGUGGUCAAAGUGAAAUCAUCCAGAGCUGAUAUAAAACAGCACUUUUCAUCAUGUAGCAACUGUAGCAAAGGCUUGUACAAAUAUGGCUUCCGUCAAGUUUUCUGCACUAUAUCCAGAGAAGCAUACAAUUAAUUCUGGUCAAUGUUCUCAAGACCUUGUAUAGAUAAGCAUUUCCUUUAAGUGGGAAUAAUCCAUUUUGUCUAAUGAUAUUUCUGUUGCAGGGCUUCCCUAGAAAGUAGAUUCUAAAGCUGACCAUAGACAUUCAGGAUUCGGCCAUUUUCAGCAGGAUUCGACCGAAUCCUUGUGCCUGGACGAACCGAAUCCUUUAAAGCAUGUGACUUUUUGUCACAAAACAAGGAAGUAAAAAAAUGUUCUCUUUCUUUUUCCCUUCCCCUCGCUGAUUUGCCUAUGCAAAUUAUAGUUUGGUAUUCGGCGGGAAUCUUUCACAAAGGAUUCGGGGGGAAUCCAAAAUAUCGGAUUUGGUGCAUUCCUAGUUCAGAUGUUAUUCUUUGUGCAGGGAACAUCGUAUACGGAAUGUUCAUUUGUUUCAAUAAUCUAAAACUAACCAUUCAGAUUUAAAUUGUAAGAUUAAGUCGGAAAGAUAACAAACCAGACGAUGUUGUGGCCAUCCAUUGACGAACCAUAUUCGUACGACAGUUAUGCCCCAGAAAUAGUAGCGACAUCCAUGGUUAUUGUCAGAUGGGCAAAGAUUUGAACGUUGUCAUAUAGAAAUUUUCUAACUUGUCCAGUUAAUUAAACGGCUGAUCUCUACAGUACGGAAAUUGUCAGGACAAUUAUUUGGAGCCCACACAUGGUCCGACAAUCAUACAUUUUGUACAAUAUCUGCAAGCUCUAUGGCCAUCUUAAAGGUGUCCAUACAUGCUACAAUUCUGAUCUUUCCCAUUCUACUAAAGUUGCAGAUAUGCAGGUAGAAACUAAAAGAAUUCUUUAGCUAUAUUUGGCGAAUCAGCAUUAUCGUUAUAAUGUUCGGGAGCCUUCAAAGGUGUCCAAUCGAAAUUUUCAGUCCUGCCCGAUCGACGAGGCGACCAAUAACAAAGGCUUUUUACUGAUAUCUGUCCCCUUGUCUACCUCCGCACACCCAACAAUUAAUGUACUAAGAUCUUUCGUAUGAUACUAUUGGUGCAUCAAUGGCAACCUUUACUGUUCUCACCGAUUCUGCAUUGUCCUAGAGAGCCAGUUUGUUUCUAGGAUGCAUAAGCCUUCCUAUCACUUUCCAGAUCCCCCCUUUCCAUAUAUUAGUAAUGUUGGAUAAUCUCACAAUACUACAGAUAAGAGUUAGGGAAAAAAAAAUAAAAUAAUAGAUAUCACCCCGCAUUUCGCUCAUAGAAUGAGCAGAAAGAGAACAUAAAACUGUGUUUAGCUUUGAGGCCAAAUUGUAACUGUAUAUUAUGUAUAUAUGCAAGUACUGAGGUUACUGUCAAGUUUUUGGCAGCACCUGGAGGUUGGAGGAACGUUCCUUCAUACUUUGUGUUACUAUUAUACAAGUCCAUACAAUGAUCCUUAAAAGUGAUGAAAAUGUAAGUAUGUAUUAAGUGAAAGCUUUCCAGACUAGACAGGGCACUAGUUCAUCAUAUGUCAGAAAACAGGAAAAAUAAAAGUUUUCCACCAAUAAAGCUUUACCAAAAUUAAAUACCACAUACCAAAGAAUUGAUGUCCAAAGCAAAUUGUGUAAUCUUUGAAUGCCCCAGAAGACAUGUUUAAAACAAACUAUAUAUUAAAGAAUUUACAAAGGAA